This is a messenger RNA of Penicillium canariense, 3741 nucleotides long. RefSeq names its product putative cell wall biogenesis protein Mhp1. The record is from RefSeq and is a predicted model, not a curated record. The transcript is spliced from 3 exons. The coding region runs from base 1 to 3741 and encodes 1246 amino acids. Lineage: Eukaryota; Fungi; Ascomycota; Eurotiomycetes; Eurotiales; Aspergillaceae.
AUGGAGGGCGUUCAGUCUGUGGAUGUGAGCUGGCUUCAUCAUUCACAGAAAGGCAAGUCGCAAGUCCCGUUCGAUCAUCUUUCGCGCACAAAGUCAGUCUCGUCGACGAUCAGCGACAAAUCUUCCGCUGAGAGAGACUCGACAACCGCAUCCUCAAACUCGCACCGACGAUCUCGUUCCAAUAGUAGUCCCGCUCACCCGCCAUCCCCAGACAGAUUGGAAUCGACGCGAGAACACCAGAAUGACGCAGGCAAGGCAGGCAAGGCAGAGGAUAACUUGCAGGCUGACGAGAAGACUGCAUUUUCGCCGAAGCAACCGUCCCCUAAUCCGUCUCCGGCUGUGCAGAAGAGUAACCCCAAGCCGGUCGGCGGGCGGCGAAAUUCAUGGAUAUCCAGUCUGAGCUCGAAAUUUUCCUCCGGAUCGACACCUCCAUCCCAGUCCAGUCUCAAGGCCAGUCCCGCGAGUCCCAAGGCAACCUCCGCACUCGACGCCCAUAACCCAUUCGGCGCGGCCUAUUCGCCGAAGGACCGGGAGGACGAGAAGAAUGAUGACCCCGGCCCUUACACGUCUACGUCGCCUAAGGGCCCCUCCUUCAUCCAUAAUGCGUUGCGCAAAUUAUCGUCCAACUCGGGUGGGCUCCCCAAGCUACCACACAAUGGCGUGGUUUGCCCGCGGCGGGUAAUGAAUCUCGACCAGACUCGAGACCGGUGUAGGAUUACGGAAUUGAACCAAGCGAAGUUGAACCGCGUGGCAUUCUGCGUCGACGUGGAGAUUGCUGGCAUUUCGCAUCGGGAUUCUGAUGAGGAUGCGCCCCCAACGAGCCAACUGCGACAGUCUCUACCCGAGUCCAAUCGCCAGAAGUCGAAAAAGACCGGUGUCAACCAAAAGAGUAAGGAUGAGGCUGGGGCCCUGAAAACCCCACAAAGCGCAGUGGCCGAGAAAGAAGCGCCAGCCUCAGCGAUUCCUCAAGAAACCAGCUCUCCCGAUGCUCAGUCGAAGACCGCUACACCCGAAACUACGAUCCCUGCAACUGAAACUACGAUCCCUACAACCGAAACCACGACUCCUAAAACCGAAAUUACCGCCCCUACAACUGACACGGCUACUUUGAACCCGCCCGCUGAUGCAAAGCCUAAUGGAGAAGACAAGGAUCCGACGCGGAAACAGGAGAAGAAGAAGCGAUCGGAAGAAGAAAGAAGAGAACGCAAAGAACGCAAGCGCAGACAAGCCGUAGCCAACGGCUCGGUACCGUUACAGCUUGAUGGAGAGAACGACGAGGACGACAGUCGUGCCCCGGCUGCUGGAGUUCCUCGCUCGAAGACUCAAAGUCACCCCACCACAGAUCCAGUGCGCAUUUAUCGUCGCUGCUGCCAGCUGCGUGAAACGCCAGUUCUCAAGAGAAUUGUUGACGAAAUCUCAUCGCCUUCCUCCACGCUGGCUGAGUCUCCUGGUACUGUCGCAGCUCUGGACCUCAGUAACUUCCCGAUGACCUCACAAGAUAUCGCAACAUUCAGCGAUUGGCUCGCAAUUGUGCCUGUCCGCAAGCUUAUCCUCGAGAGCUGCGCAUUGACAGAUGACUCUGUGCGAGCCAUUCUUUCAGGACUCCUCUCUACCAAGACGGUAGAGCAGAUGCGAUACCGGCGGAGACGAACCCGGAGGAUAGAAUCACCGGUGGUUAAGGAUGGGCGGUGGGGUGUUGUGGAAAAGCUUUCGCUUAAAGAUAAUCCAAAAAUAGGGCAUGAAGGGUGGCGCCACAUUGGUCUCUUCAUCCACCUGUCCAAAUCCCUGAAGGCUAUUGACCUGUCGGGUAUUCCUUUCCCCAAGCCUCGAACGUCAUCCGAUGGCUCUACCGGCUCUACGGGACAGUCUCGGACGCCCGCUGUUGAUAUUUGCUCUAUUUUUGCCGAUGCAUUGGCGGAACGCUUUGGUGGCGAGCACCUCGAAGAGUUGUUGCUGAGCGAAUGCAAACUUUCUGUUGAUCAAGUCAAGAAGAUUUGUGUUGCAGCUACCAAAGUGGGAUUGCGAAGACUCGGCCUUGCCAACAAUAGUCUCACGCGAGAGGGCCUGGAGCAUGUGAUUGAGUACUUCAAAGAUGGGCAGUGUGAAGGACUGGACUUGGGAGGAAAUCCCAUCAAGGACGAUCUCGAUCUCAUCGUGGAUGCCAUUGAGCCCGAGCAGCCUCUUUAUGCCCUAAGCCUGGCCGAUUGCUCCUUGACCCCGUCUGUGAUCUGCCCAUUGCUUCAAGCCCUUACUCGGCUUCACAAUCUUCGCUUCAUGGACGUUUCCCACAACCCCGAGCUGUUCUCUUCGCUACCGAAUUCCCUUGGAGCAUUCCGGCGCUUCCUGCCUAAGAUGUCUUCUCUCAAGCGCAUCCAUCUUGCAGAUGUUGACCUUUCCCCAGAUCACGUCAUCGGUCUGGCAGAAGUUCUUCCAGAGUGCCCUAGUCUUUGCCACCUGAACAUUUUGGAGAAUCCUCAGAUUGCCGCAGUGGCUUCUAGCACGGAUGCCGCUGCCCAAGAAGAGGCAUGUGCGGUAUACGCUUCUAUGAUGGCUGCAGUGCGCGUCUCGAAAACAAUCAUCGCGGUGGAUAUCGAAAUUCCUACCGCGGAGAACAAUGAGGUCGUUAAGGCUUUGGCAUCUCAAAUUGUGGCUUACUCCCUUCGAAAUCUUGAGGGUGGUGCUAUUGCAGAGGAACUUUCUGAAUCGAUUUCCUCGCCUCCCGCUAAGGAUGUGCCUGUGCCUGAGAUCUUGCAACAUAUUGUCGGACACGCAAACGGACUUGAAGAAAUAUUUGUUGAGGAAGAUGACGCAGCUCCUGACGAGGACUAUGUAAUUGGCGGCACGGGCGUCGUGAAGGCACUGGGAGUCUGUCUUGGAAACUUGAACCAAGAUGGCCGCGAUGCUUUUGGGGAUCAGUCAGCUCCUCCCAGUGGUACUACGACACCCAGACGCCGCAAGUCUCGAGGCGUGGUUCAAAAUCGGCCUCGUGAUAUGUCAAAGAACUUGCUGGAAUCGGCGCGGAAUAUUAGAGCUCGGAUUCAGUCGGCUCUUAUUCGCGAGGACCGGGCUGGCAAUGAUGCGAACCACCGGCGCCUGCAAUUUUUGGACUUUACUCUGCAUAGGAUGAUUCAGCGAUUUGAGGACGAAUACCCCGAAACCCGUAUUCAGCCCCAGCCUGCUCCCGCAUCCACCGCUCCCGACAACGCCUCACAGCUCUCUGGUGAGGAUGUACAUGCUCACAGCAUUGUUGGUAACCUAAACGGUAGUGUUCUGGAUAACGAAAAUGCGGUCGACGACGAGGAAACCGACCACUACGCUAUUCAUCUCUCUCGCACCAGUUCCAUGACCUCCCUGCAUGCCCGCGCCAUGACCUCGGAAGAGGGCCACGUUCACCGAUUAGGCCAGAACAUCCGCCGCGACUUCCUCAACCCCCCUCUUAGCCAAGGGGAUCCCGAUAAUGACGACGCUGCACACCUUGUGGCUCUGCGAGAGAAGCUUGAGCGUCUGCAUGAACAACAGGCCCAAUCGCCCUUCGAUAGUGCGGAAGCCGAACAAGCAUUUGAAAAGCUCGGAUCUACUGUCGAUGAGCUCUGGGCGGCUCAGCGCCAGGACGUGGAAGGCUUCGAGCGAUUCAAACAGUCCCAAAUUAUGGCACAGAUUAACAGUGGUCUUCGCCCAAUGAAGGACACCAGCGACAACGCUCAGCAGAGCCCUGAGAGCAAGUCGCCCCCGUCUUCUUAA